Messenger RNA from Drosophila hydei, 3299 nucleotides. RefSeq names its product hybrid signal transduction histidine kinase L. The coding region runs from base 22 to 3255 and encodes 1077 amino acids. NCBI's taxonomy places the organism in Eukaryota, Metazoa, Arthropoda, Insecta, Diptera, Drosophilidae. The record is from RefSeq and is a predicted model, not a curated record. The transcript has 2 exons.
CAGCAAAGAGACCAAUCAAACAUGCCCAUAAAUGAUGUGGCUGCAGCUUUAAUCUACACAGAGCACGGCAACGGCAAGCACGUCAAGCCACAACCAACAACAACUGCAUCAACAACGGGAGCAACAGCUGCAGCAGCUGCCAUGACCAACUCAUCCAAGUCGGAUGUGAUUGCUGGUGCUGCAGCAGCUGCAGCUCAGCUUGGCAACAUGUUGGCGCCAGCUCUGAGCAGCAUGCAGGGUCAGAAGUGGCAGCAGGUCUUUGAUCUGGACAAAAUGAUCAAACAGCUGCGCGCAGCGGAGAAGACGCAGCUGCGUGGCAACAGCAAAGCAUCGGCUGCUGGCGGUGGUGUUGCGCCACAUGUGGUGCAGGUGCAACGUUUGAACGCCUCUGAUAUGGCUUACUACGACAUGGUGCCAAAGCUGGCGACACGCGACAUUGUUGUGUGCAACGCCUGCAAUGGCAGCUACACCAAGGCCGGUUUCAACAAUCACAUAGCACUGCAGCAUCCCAGCAUUUGGGAUGCGGCAUCCAACAAGCUGAACAGCAAUGCCACCGGCGCCACAGCAGCAACGGUUUCUGCUGUCGCUGAUAGCAGUCAGGAUGGUGAGCUGUUGGGCUCACCGACGGAUACGCUGUCAGCGACAAUGUCCAGCUGCUCGAAUGGCUCCAGCAGCUCCUUAGCAGCUAUCAAUAAUAAUAAUAAUAUCAGUUCGGCCUCGUCUUCGUCGUCGUCGCGUCAUAAAAGCAGCAGCAGCAAGAGUAGCAGUUCCUCAAAGACCGGCAGCAGCAGCAGCAACAGCAGCAGCAGCACUGGUCGUUCACGUUCCAAGUCAUCCAAGAAUCGCCAUCAUUCGGAUGUGCAUCACACCAAGGUGGGUGGCUCCAAGAAGAGCAGUGCCAUAGCAACAGCUGCAACAGCACCUGCACCAGUUGCACCUGUUGCAUCCGUAUCCGCAUCAGCAGCGACUGUGGCUGCCAUCAAGGAGGAGCUGCCAACAGCUGCGCAACCCGCUAUAACUGUCUUCUCCUCGUCAUCGAAUUCGUCGUGCUCGCUGCCACCGACGCCGGCAACUGUUGCCGGCAAUGGAAACGGCAACGAGCAUGGCAUCAACUACUCACCCGCCAACAACAUGCUGGACGAGCAGCAGCCAAGCAAAAAGAAGCUGAAAACUACAGGAGCAAGUGAAGCAACAUCUCAUCAUCGCAGCAAACCCGCCAAGGAGAAGCAAUUGGCCCCGCUCUACGAACAGCAGCAGCAACAGCUAAGCGAAUUGGAUCAGGCUGUCUCCUCUAUCACUGGCCAGGUGAAUGUGGAGCCACAGCACCUGCAGCAACGCCAUCAAGUCGACUUGUCCGCCGUCACCGACGAGUCACUGCCUAUAAUGCAUAAUACAUCCGAUGACAAUUCCAUAUCGCUGACACUCGAUAUGCUGGAUAGCAAGUUCAUCAAUGAAAUACUGAACACUGUCGAAUCGGAUAUACCCUUCGAUGAGAGCGCGCUGGACACAUCGCAACAGCAACAGCAGCAGCAGCAGCAGCAACAACAGCAGCAACAGUUGGCAGCGGAACAGCUGGAGCCAAAUACGAAGCGCUUGCGCUUUGAUGAUGGCACAAUUCAUGCCGAUGCAGCCGACUAUGCAGCUGCACUCUAUCAGCAGCAGCAGCAGCAGCAGCAGCAUGGGCAACAGGUGUACAACGAGGAGCCACAGCAGACACAACUGACUGCCAUGGAUGCGAUGCAGCUGCAGCAGCUGAUCUACCAGCAACAGCAAAUGCUCGAGCAGGCAGAUCAGCAACAACAACAGCAGCAGCAGCAGCAACAACAGCAACAGCAAUUGAAGCAGGAGGAACUGCAGGCAGAGGCGACGGCACAAUUUAGCGUAUACAAUGUGCCCUCGCUGACAGACGAUGCUGAUGAGGCAGCACAGGUGGCCACCGACGAGCAAUUGAUGCUGCCCAGCAUUAUCUAUGAGAUUACCGACAAUAACCAGGUGUCCGUCUUGGAUCAGCAGAGCCAGCAGCAGGUCAUAGCAGAGUUUCUCACACAAGCGGGCUACGACAAUGUCGAUGUGAAUGUGAACGUGUUGCAGGAGGGAGUUAAUGUCGGCGGCGGCAAUCAUAUGCACGAUGAACUGGGCGAUUUUGAUUUUAGCAAACUGGAGACUGUUAGCGCGGAAGCCAACAACCACACAAAGACUGUCAAGCUGGAAAACAACCAGCCACAACAACAACAACAACCACUGCAACCACUGCAACCAACAGCUAGCAACAGCAAUGGCUUCAAUAGCUUCGAAAGCGUGUUGCCUGCACAGCCACAUCGCCAAUUGGCUAAUGCCAAAUACCAUGAGGAUUCAACGUACUUUAAUAUGACUCUAUACGCAGGUCCGCCUCGCCCCCUGGCCAUGAACACCUUUGGCCUGGUCAAGCUGCCCAAUGGCAUGGGCGCCACGCUCCGUAAGAAUCUUCUAACGACCCGCAAGGCCAACAAUAGUUUGCUAUCGCUCAAUGGUAGCAGCGGAGUUGUGGGCACCUUAGCGCGUGCCCCACCACCGCCACCGACUGUUAAUUGCAAUGGUAGCAACGGCUCGCAGCAACUGUUGCUGCCACGUGUUACUGCCAGCCAGGGCAAAACAAUCUAUGCCCAAAGAUGCAGCGUCAUAGCGCAGGAACGACUCCGAUGCAACAAGCGAGCGUUGCUCAAUAAACUAAGCAACGGAAGCAGCAACAGCACUGGCAACAUGACCGUAAAGCGCCUACAUGAGCUGCUGACGGGCAAACUGAAGCCGGACAGGGAAAAGGACAAAGAGAAAGCAGAAUACAGCGAAGCCGGCGAACAACAGCAACAGCAGCAGCAGCCGCAGCAGCAGGAGGAGAAUAAGCGCAUGCUCAGUUUCUAUGAGAAACGGCGCAAGUUGCUAGCAGCUCGACAGCAUCGACCAUUGCUUAUUGGCAGCAGCAGCAGCAACAAUCGCUCACUUAUGCGUCGACGACCUAUGCAUUUACCGCUGCAGUUGCACGGCAACCACAACAACGGCCACAAUAACAACAACGCCAUUGGCAGUCCGCAGCAACAGUUGCUGAAGAAACAGCUGCUGCGCACACUGUCAGACAGCAGCAACAUUCAAGUGACGGCAACUGCUACGGCUGCAACUGUUGGCGGCAAUGGCAGCAGCAACAACAAUCCGUGGAAGAGUAACAGUUCGACGCCAGGCAGCAACUCGGCGGGCAGCGAUCUAAUGCGUGUAUUUGUCUGAAUAUAUAUACAAAUACAUAUACAUUAUACAAAAUAUGCUAAAUG